AUGUUUCGAAGGGAUAGAACUUAUGAAACAUCAACUAAAAAAAUUGGAGGAGGCAUUUUUAUUUGUAUAUCGCGGCAUUUAAAGGCUUACGCCAGGCCCGAGUGGAAUUGCCGUAGUGUUGAAAACAUAUGGCUUACUAUACCCCAUAGCUCUUUGGCAUGCAAGGAGCGGAAAAAUCUCCACAUAGGGCUUGUGUAUAUUCCUCCUGACUCUGAACAAUCAGAUAGACUCGAGACGUUUGUCUCCGCGUUUCGAAGCGUAACAGAAAGUAAUGUUGAUGACUACUUCGUAGUCGUGGGCGAUUUUAAUUUAUCAAAUAUUAACUGGUCAGCUAUAGGGCCUACUCUCUUAAAAAAAGGAUCAUCUAAAAUACAAAUCAUAUCUAAUAUUUUUUUAAAUGAAAUUAGUAAUUCAGGUUUAAAACAACAUAAUUUAAUACCAAAUAGUAGCAACAAUAUUUUAGACCUCAUUUUUAGUAACAUUACUCUCGAUUGCGUUAAAGCAGAUUCAGAAAUGGUUAAGGCAGAUACUCACCACCCCUGUCUAAAAAUAGAUGUCAGUGACUUAGUUCUCAGCAAAUUACACCCAAAACCACAAAUUAGACAUAAUUUCUAUCGUGCUAACUAUGCGGAAGUUAAUAAAGCUUUGUCGCAAGUUGAUUGGGCUACUAUUCUAGUAGGGGAAACAAUGGAUGAGGUAACAGAUAAUUUCUAUAAUGUUUUAAAUAAAAUAGUUGUGACUACCGUUCCUAAAACGAGAGAUAAUAGUAGUAAUAGGUUUCCUACCUGGUACUCACGCUCUCUAAUUCAUAUAAUAAAGAAUAAAUUAAAAGCCCACAGACGUUGGAUAACAUUCAAAAACCCAAGAGACUACGACGAAUUUUCUUUGUUACGUGCUAGACAAAAACUUGUUGCUAGAAAAUGUCUCGCGACCUACGAACAGAAUGUGCAACAAAAUAUAAUUAAAGAUCCCAAAGCCCUGUGGUCAUAUUUACGUAAUAAGAGAAAUUGUAAUUCCAGCUAUCCUAGUACGCUUACGCUUGGAGAUGAAGUCUUUAAUUCAGAAUCAGAUGCUUGCGAAGGAUUCAAUAAAUUUUUCUACAGCGUCUUUCAGCCCCCAGAUCUUCAUUACGAUUUACCGCAACUUCCUGAGUCAGAUGAAACUUACACUCAAGUAACACUAUCUGAAAUUGAAGUCUUUAAGGAAUUAAAAGCCUUAAAUAUUACAAAAGGUCCAGGUAGUGAUGGAAUACCUGCAGUCUUUCUUCAACGAUGCUCAGUAUGGACAAAGGGGAGCAAGUAG
Messenger RNA from Leptosia nina, 1302 nucleotides. The record is from the annotation of a GenBank genome assembly. Lineage: Eukaryota; Metazoa; Arthropoda; Insecta; Lepidoptera; Pieridae.